This is a messenger RNA of Osmia lignaria (orchard mason bee), 2426 nucleotides long. Its product is annotated as ciliary microtubule associated protein 1A. The record is from RefSeq and is a predicted model, not a curated record. NCBI's taxonomy places the organism in Eukaryota, Metazoa, Arthropoda, Insecta, Hymenoptera, Megachilidae. Gene Ontology annotation, cellular component: cytoskeleton.
UUUUUCGAUUGUCGAUGCGUUCACGAAUCACCUAAUAUGCUAUACUAACCAACUAUCUGUAUUUAAGAUGGCGUAGUUCAAAUGACAAUAUUACAAUUUUAAUAUAAUCAAAAUUCUUUUGGAAAUGUAAAUUAUCAAGUAUAAAAAUGUCAUCAAAACCCCGUCCACAAUCAGAAACUGAACCAAUAAAAAAAGCAGAGAAACCUGGAUCCUUUAUAUGUGGGAUUAGAGGUCCAGGCCCUAAAUAUCUACUUAAAACACUUGUGGGUUACAAAGACCAUUGUCUUUCAAGAUAUCGAAAUCCAGCGUAUACAUUUGGAAACAGACAUGUUAUAACUCGAAUAUGCGAAGGGCCAGGACCAAAAUAUUUGUUAGUAGGACCCAAGAAGAAAGGUUUUAGUUUUGGAUUGGUUGGAAAGAGUUUUGGUACUUGCAGUAGCCCUGGUCCAAAAUAUCUUCUACCAACCCCUAAAUCAACAGCUUUCACAAUAAAAUCUAGAACUAAACAAAGACAAAAAUGUGUUGGGCCAGGACCAUACUACGUAAAAUCUCCCACACCAGGACCAGCAUUCUAUAUAGGAAGACGUAUAGAUGUUGCAAAAUGUGAUGGUACACCAGGUUCUCGUCCUUACAGCAUUGACUUGACUAAACCAAAAGCGCCAGUUUAUAGUUUAGCUUACAGACUAGGUGCAAAAGCAAUUUGCCGCUCUCCAGGACCUAAAUAUCACCCUAUACUUCCUAAACCAACUCCUCAGUAUUCUUUUGGAACUAAACAUAAAAAAGCUGGCUUUAACCUUUGUACUGAGAUGUUUACUUCUUUUCCGUGAUAAUCUAUCUUGAAAAUUCGGUCGGUAAUUCUUUUGACGAAUUUAAAUAGACCUUCGUAAGGCGCUUCCAAGGAUUUCCUAAUAGCGUCUACUCGGACAAAUACGUGUGUACACGUGUACAAUGUUUUAUGCGUAAAAGUAUUCUUUACGCCAUGGUGUGACUAGGACUCGGCUUUACUUGCCUAAUAUGUAGUCUAAAUUUUUCCAAGAAUAUCUGUGGGUCCACUGUUUCAUCCUGCCUAAUAAAAAAUUCUCCCGGCAAUCUAAUUGGGGUACCGUAAACCAUCUCAGCAGCGGAUACCUUAAUAUCCUCCUUAUAGCUUGCUCGGAGUCCCAGCAGAACCGUUGGGAGGAUUUCCACCCAAUUUUUCGUCUCAUGGCACAUUAUUGCGGCUUUUAGUGAACGGUGCCACCUCUCAAUCAUGCCAUUUGAUUGAGGGUGGUACGCUGUUGUCCUUGUCUUGUGACAACCGAUCAAUUUUGUCAGUGCUUGAAACAAUUGCGACUCAAACUGUGUGCCCUGAUCUGACGUGAUGGUAGCUGGGGCUCCGAACCUUGCUAUCCAGUUAGUAUAUAGGGCUGUGGCCACUGUGUCUGAUGAGCACUCGACGAGUGGCACUGUCUGAGGCCACCUGGAAAAUCUAUCUAUCACAGUUAAACAAUAUUUGUACUUGUUAAUUACCGGUAACGGUCCGACUAAAUCUACGUGGAUAUGUUCGAAACGACCGCUAGGAACUUCUAUUUUACUUGGCGUGAAUUUGUUAUGACGGUGAAUCUUACUUCGCUGACAUGAUACACGUGUGCGAGACCACUCGGCUAUGUCGCGAUUCAUUAAAGGCCACACAAAGCUUUUGGCCACAAGCCUUUUCGCAGCGCGCCCGCUCGGGUGCGACAAAUUGUGAACAUUGUCAAAAAUUUUCCUACGUAGUGUUAUUGGUACGUAGAGUCUAACGCUAUUUCAUAUCACAUCUCCGUACAAGUAUUCAUCUGAAUUGUCCAAAACUAUCUUUUGGAAAUUCCACUUGCCGGAGUUUUUGGAUAAUAUUUUUUGCAAUUCCCCGUCAUUUGCUUGUGCUUGCAUCAAUUCUUUUGUUGAAAUUAUCACGGAUAAAUCUAUUGUGCUCACUCUUGAAAACGCGUCGGCUACAAUAUUUUCUUUGCCUUCUACAUAUAUAAUUUGUGUUGUGAAUUGGCUUAUAAAGUCCAACUGUCUAAGCUGCCGUGGACUAGCCUUAUCAGUCCUUUGCUGAAACGCGUAUACCAAAGGCUUGUGGUCAGUUUGAAUAAGUAGUUGUCUACCUUCGACAAAAUGCCUAAAAAAUUUGAGACUUUUAUAAAUGGCCAAAAGCUCCCUGUCGUAAACACUAUAUCUGGUUUGAGCUUUUUCCAAUUUUUUUGAGAAAAAACCGAGUGGUUCCCACUCACCGUCGUUUAGCUGUUCCAGUACUGCCCCUAUCGCUACGUCUGAAGCAUCCGUGCGCAGCGCCAACGCUGCGUUCUCUCUUGGAUGGUGCAGCAAGGAAACGGCGGCUAUGCGUUCUUUAGCUUCAUUAAACGCCUUUUCAGACUCACUGUCCCAACUUACAGGUCUCUUAUCUU